This is a messenger RNA of Tarenaya hassleriana, 2252 nucleotides long. Its product is annotated as histone-lysine N-methyltransferase SUVR4. The transcript has 9 exons. Lineage: Eukaryota; Viridiplantae; Streptophyta; Magnoliopsida; Brassicales; Cleomaceae. Gene Ontology annotation, molecular function: histone methyltransferase activity; protein binding; zinc ion binding. Gene Ontology annotation, cellular component: nucleus. The record is from RefSeq and is a predicted model, not a curated record. Bases 459 to 1940 code for a protein of 493 amino acids.
AGAUGUUUUAGUUAAAUCUAAAUAAACGAGAUUUCAAAUUGGAUGCGUGCGUGUGUUUUCCUUGACUGGGAAGCUCUUCUCCUUGAUGGAGCGAGUGAGUGCUUAGGGCAAAAUAUGGUUUUGAGUCGUGAAAAAGAUACUAAUUUUCUUUGAAGAUGGUUGAUCUCCACAUGCAAUGAAUCCAUCACUGGUUAUCGUAGUUCCCGCGAAUUUCCAUUCGUAUUCUUCCUCGAAUUCAGGUGAAGAGCUGAGGGCACUGUUCGGCGGCGGAAACUCCUGAAGCUUUCGGAACCUGUUCUUCGUGAAUCUCCACUGUGUCCUUUUCGGAUUUCUACCGAUUUAUCGAAGUGUCAUUGUGUUAUAAGAUCUGGGGUUUUCUGGGUCUGCAGAUUUUAGGGUUUUGCCGGUGAGGAUUCGCUCGAAUGCGGAUGGGGUCCUGUUUCUAGUGAUCUUGAUUUAUGGAAGAAGGGAUGACCAUUAAUGAAAGGGCCCGGAAGGCUAUUAUGACAGCAGGGAUGUUAGGUAUUCCACCAGAAAAGGCAAAGCGAGCGCUUAGGCAGCUGUUGCGAGUUUUUGAUAGGAAAUGGGAGCCGAUUGAAGAAGAGAACUAUCGAGCGCUAAUAGACGCAUGCUUUUACGACGAGGAUGAAAAGGAAACAGGUAAGAAAGAAUCCGUCAUUGAAGUGAACGAGGACAGCAAAAGCCCCGUUAAGAAGCCAAACACUGGAGGACAGCAAGGUGGACAGAAUGAAGGUUCCCCUAAUGGUAAUAGAGGGAAGAAUGUGAUGGUAAUAGACCGUUCUACUUCUUCUGCUUCGUCCUCUCAGGCUGUCCAAAGGCAGCAACAGAUUGUCGGGAGUGAUCGAAAGAGGAGGUUCAAGAACAUAGGGGACAUAUCUAAAGGAACAGAGAAAGUGGCUAUCUCUUUGGUUGACGAGGUCGGGAAUGAGGAUGUGCCCUCAUUUACCUACAUUCCUCAGAACAUUGUAUACCAAAAUGCCUAUGUGCAUAUAUCUUUGGCUCGGAUUUCUGAUGAAGAUUGCUGUGGAAGCUGUGAGGGAGAUUGUCUCUCAGCUAUGGUUCCAUGUUCUUGUGCUCGAGAAACGGGUGGAGAAUAUGCAUAUACCAAAGACGCAUUGCUGAAGGAGGAAUUUCUGGACACAUGUAUCCGAAUGAAAAAGGAACCUGAGAAGUUUGAGCAUACAUAUUGCCAAGACUGCCCUCUGGAAAGAGAUGCAAAUGAGGAGAAACCCGGAAAAUGCAAUGGUCACUUGAUCAGGAAGUUCAUUAAAGAGUGCUGGAGAAAAUGUGGAUGCCAUAUGUUGUGUGGAAACCGGGUAGUACAGCGAGGGAUAAGGUGCAGAUUGCAGGUCUUCUUGACCCAGGAGGGAAAAGGAUGGGGUCUGAGAACAUUGCAAGAUAUGCCUAAAGGAAGCUUUGUUUGUGAAUAUGUUGGUGAAAUACUGACCAACACAGAGUUGUACGAGCGGAAUAUAAGUUCUAGUAGCGAGAGACAUACUUAUCCAGUGACCCUAGAUGCAGAUUGGGGUUCUGAGAAGGAACUGAAGGACGAAGAAGCUCUCUGCCUUGAUGCCACAUUAUGUGGAAAUGUCGCAAGGUUUAUAAAUCACAGAUGCAAUGAUGCAAGUAUGAUUGACAUUCCGGUAGAAAUAGAAACUCCUGAUAGGCACUAUUAUCAUAUUGCCUUUUUUACUACAAGGGACGUGAAGGCCAUGGAGGAGCUAACUUGGGAUUAUCUGAUAGACUUCAGUGACCACAGUCAUCCAGUGAAAGCAUUUCGAUGUUGCUGCGGAAGCAAAUCUUGCAGAGACGUAAAACGAAAGGGAUCUCGAGAGAAGACCUCUGUAAGAAGAACCAUGGUUUCUGCUCAGAAACAACCAGCUGCAGAGACGAGAUCAGUGACUGUAAAGAGAGGAUGAGAAGUGCUUGGCAUCUUUUAGUCGGAAACACAACACAACUGAAGAUUAGUGACUGAGUAACACUAGAGAACAUUCCUGGACAAUCAUGAAGAAGAAGAAGAAGAAGUAGAAGACAGAUUUUGCACGCAGACUUCUAACAAAUCUUUUGGAGGAUUGAUUUCGGAAAAGAGAAGAAAAAAAAUUUGAAAAUGAUUUGUUUUUGGUACAUUAAGAGGUUUCCUUCUCAGGGCCUAAACAAUGCAAAAUUGAUUGCUUCUUCGUACAUUGCAUCCUUUAUGCGUUUUAAUCGAAAUCACCCCUUUCAAAUUUCAA